CCAUUGUUUUCUAGAAUUGAGCGUGAUUGAAAUGAAAAUGAGAAUUUCACUGUUUUUCUGAAGUAGAGCAUGCCUAUUUGAAACUUAUUGAACUGCCCUGAUGAUCUGAAAGUUAUUUGUAAAGAAUGAUUUUCUGUUGACUUCUGCCUGUUUUGUCUCCGAUGUGGUUAUGUUAUUACUGACCCUGCUAGUGGGGGUUAAACGCUAGCACAUGUCGACAUGUUAUUGAUAGGACCGGUUCGUUCGACUGAUCCUGCUAGUGGGGGUUAAACACCAGCAAAUACUGACCCUGCUAGUGGGGGUUAUACACCAGCAAAUACUGACCCUGCUAGUGGGGGUUAAACACCAGCAAAUACUGUAGCCUGCCAGUGGGAGGUUUAAACACUGGCCAUGACCUAUUGAGGAGACGUCUAUUUCGUGCCCGUACUGUUUCGGUUUUCAUAAUUACACUUGUUGGCAUGCUAUGAGUUUAAAUAAACGGUUUGUCAUUGAACGCUUGCUACUGAACUGAAUUUGAUUUUGCAUUAACGGUUUAUCAUAGAAUGUUUUGUUAUGUUAAAUUGUUUAUCAAGCAUGCUAAAAUUUUACCCAAGGGCUAUCCAUCUUUACUUACUGAGUUUAUUUCAUAGUUUUUCCUUGUCCACCAUUUCAGGAAGCGAAACCGAGGACGGGGAAACCACGGGAAGUGACGAGUUAGAAGGCUAGCCAUUUCGAGAUUGAUAUAAUUUUAGAAAUAAAUCAUGUUUUUGUAAGAUAGAUUUUACCUUGUGAUUUUAAGUUUAAGUCAUGUUGGACAUAGAAUUAUUGAAUUAUCUGAUUUAAGUUAUUAAAUUGUCAGAUGUGAA
Molecule: messenger RNA, 845 nt
Organism: Rubroshorea leprosula
Lineage: Eukaryota; Viridiplantae; Streptophyta; Magnoliopsida; Malvales; Dipterocarpaceae
Source: the annotation of a GenBank genome assembly